AUGCGUGCAAAAACCGAUAUCUAUGCUAUCUUUGAACAUCCCACUCACUACCGCAGUAUAGCUGGUGCGUUGCAGUAUUUGACUGUGACUCGCCCUGAUUUGUCUUAUGCAGUUAAUAGGCUCUGUCAGCACAUGCAGUCUCCUACCACGGUUUAUUGGAGUCUGAUGAAGCGUGUCUUGCGGUCUCUGUCUUCUGCUGUUCAUGCUUUUUCUGACUCGGAUUGGGCUGGCAAUCCGGAUGAUAGGAAGUCUACCAGUGGUUUUGCAGUCUAUGUGGGUAGCAAUUUGGUUUCCUGGUCGUGUCGGAAGCAGCGCACUGUGGCGCGUUCUUCUACUGAGGCUGAAUACAAGGCCUUGGCCGAUGUCUCGGCUGAGGUUACGUGGCUUGUUUCGCUGCUUAGAGAAAUUGGUUUCCCGCCGGCUUCUGCGCCAACUCUGUGGUGUGACAACUUGGGUGCCACCUAUCUGUGUUCAAACCCGAUGUUUCAUGCCCAGACGAAGCAUGUGGAGAUUGAUUACCACUUCGUUCGUGACAAGGUAGCCAAGAAGGAGAUUGAGGUUCACUUUAUUUCUACAAAGGAUCAGCUGGCAGACGUUUUCACCAAGGCUCUUCCGUCUACUCGGUUUUCUUUCCUGCGAGACAAACUUAAUGUUGCGGCUGCCUCGCCUUGA
Molecule: messenger RNA, 672 nt
Organism: Ipomoea nil (Japanese morning glory)
Lineage: Eukaryota; Viridiplantae; Streptophyta; Magnoliopsida; Solanales; Convolvulaceae
Exons: 3
Coding region: 1-672 (223 amino acids)
Source: RefSeq, a predicted model, not a curated record